UCUGGGAAGAUUUUGGAGGGAAGAAGAAGUAGAUGAUGAAGCAACAAUCCGCUCCCAAACAAGCUCUCAGGCAAUUACCCGAUGUCUUCUCCCUCUGGUUGUUCCUCUCCCAUUCACGAUUGCGCCGCCGCCGAGGCUAUUGACCUUGAAGCUAGUUGUUUAGGAGGUGAGUUUCAAUCUCACCGUAAAUUGGACUUCAAAGAUGACGGUGACUUACUUGAGAUUAAUGUUGUCUCUGGAGAUGAAGGUGAGCCGACUGAGUUUCAAAAUUCAACACCUACAAUGAAUCACAUCGAUUCGAUUCACUCCAGAAUUGCAAAAGAAUCAAUCCCACAACUUGACAUGGAAUUUGGGACUGAAGAAACCGCCUAUCAAUUUUAUAAUGGUUAUGCAUAUAAGGCUGGUUUUAGUAUCCGUAGAAGCAAAGAACACAAAGAUAAGAGUGGUCAAAUCACUUCAAGGACUUUUUGUUGCUCUUGUGAAGGUAAGCGGAGAAAGGAUAAACGCGAUCCCAAUGUCAAAAUUCAUCGUCCAGAUACGAGGUUUGGGUGUUUGGCCAAAAUGAAAAUCAGAUAUUGUCGAGUGUCUCAAAAGUAUAUCAUCUUUGAGUUUGGUGCUAUGCAUACCCAUACGCUGUGCACUCCUAGCAAGUCCCACUUAUUUAAGUCGCAUAGGAAAUUUGCUCCAGCCCAAGCCCUUGAAGCAGAUAUGGCUAACGAUUCAGGUAUAGCACCAAAAGCAAUAAUGGACUUUAUGGCUAAGCAAUUUGGUGGGCGAGAAAGUCUAGGAUUUAUCCCUCAGGAUUACAAAAAUUAUUUGCGCUCCAAACGAAGCGUACAAAUGAAGAUGGGUGAUACUGGUGGUGUAUUAGAAUACUUGCAGAAAAUGCAAUUAGAAGACCCUAAUUUUUUUAUGCCAUUCAAGUAGACUAGGAUGACUUGAUAACAAAUAUCUUCUGGGCCGAUGCAAAAAUGAUGGCAGAUUAUGGUCAUUUUGGAGAUGUGGUUGUUUUGAUACAACGUACAGGAAACAUAAAGACGGUAGGCCUUUUGCAAUGUUUGUUGGGGUUAACCAUCACAAACAAACCACUAUUUUUGGAGCUGCCUUACUAUAUGAUGAAACCGCUGACACUUUUAGUUGGUUAUUCGAUACUUUUUGUACGACAAUGAAUGGGAAAAAGCCAAAAACUAUCCUUACAGAUCAAGAUGCUGCAAUGGCGAAGGCACUAGGUGGUCGAUGGCCGGAAACAGUACGCCGUUUAUGUAUUUGGCAUAUCUUUCAGAAUGCAGCUAAACAACUUAGUGGUGUAUAUGCAGAAUUUAAAGAAUUUGCAAAGGAUUUCAGCAGUUGCGUAUAUGACUACGAAGAGGAAGAUGAUUUUAUCAUUGCUUGGAACCAGAUGCUUGAAAAAUAUGGGCUUGAAGAUAAUGAUUGGUUGAGACGGAUGUAUGGCAUUAAGGAAAAAUGGGCUUUAGUUUAUGGAAGAAACACAUUUUGUGGAGAUAUGACCACUACGCAACGUAGUGAAAGUAUGAACGGUGUCCUUAAAAAAUAUGCCAACUACAAGCAUGAUUUGCUCCAAUUUUUCCAUCAUUUUCAGAGGUUAAUAGAUGAUCGCCGAUAUGAGGAGUUAAAAGCUGAUUUUAGAGCAACUCAAAGUACCCCAUGUUUAUCCUUUCCAGUGCUAAUUUUGCAGCAUGCAGCAGAUGUAUUCACCCCAGAAGUGUUUAAAUUGUUAAAUGCUGAGUUGUGCAAGGCUUGGGACUGCGACAUGGAUCAAUGUAGUGAGGAUGGAACGGUGACUACAUAUAAGAUCACACCUCUCGGCAAGUCUCGUCACCACAUAGUUACAUAUGACUCAAUAGAAGGUACAGUGCCAUGUAGUUGUAAGAAAUUCGAAUUCGAAAGAAUACUCUGUGCACAUGCUCUCAAAGUUUUAGGUUCAAAAAAUGUUGUGACGAUACCAGACCAAUAUAUUUUGAAGAGGUGGACCAUGAAUGCAAAAUCUGGGAAUAAAACAACCACUUCGGCAAGUUCAAUCCAAGAUGACCCAAAGGCAAUGAUGGGAAUACGAUACAAGGAGUUGUGUUGGUUGCAUACACAUUUGGCAACAAGAGCUGCUGAAAAUGAAAAGGCAUAUGAAAUUGCUUUAGAUGGGCUUCACAAUAUAUUGGAAGAAGUGGAAACAAUUCUAGGAAGGGUUGAAAUUCAUCUAACUUCUCUCAAAACCUCACAUGUCCAAAAUGAUGUGGUUGAGGAUGAUGCAAUCAUACAUGAUGAAGGCGCUGGCAACCAAGUUAAAGGAUUAAAAGUUAAAAAGAGAGCUAAUGGCGAGUCUAGCAAAAGGCCGAGGAGUGCUUUGGAGAAGGCUACUAGGAACAAAAGAAAGCCGCAAGCGAAGCCAUCCUCAAAUGGAGCUAACUCUAUCAAUGGACCCGUGGGACAAACAAUGUUCGUUUCCCCGCAAUACUUCACACAGGUAUCGCUAUUGCUCCGAAAAAAUUAGUCUUUUCAACCCUCCUGAUUCAUUUUGAUUGUAAAUUCUAC
Molecule: messenger RNA, 2547 nt
Organism: Rhododendron vialii
Lineage: Eukaryota; Viridiplantae; Streptophyta; Magnoliopsida; Ericales; Ericaceae
Product: protein FAR1-RELATED SEQUENCE 5-like
Exons: 2
Coding region: 1055-2506 (483 amino acids)
Biological process (GO): regulation of DNA-templated transcription
Molecular function (GO): zinc ion binding
Source: RefSeq, a predicted model, not a curated record